Messenger RNA from Daphnia magna, 2508 nucleotides. RefSeq lists its product as uncharacterized. Bases 1 to 2508 code for a protein of 835 amino acids. The record is from RefSeq and is a predicted model, not a curated record. Lineage: Eukaryota; Metazoa; Arthropoda; Branchiopoda; Diplostraca; Daphniidae. The transcript is spliced from 4 exons.
AUGCAACGUCUUCACGAGGCCUUCUUAUUGGUUAAAGCAAACUUGGCCCAAGCCAGGGAACAGCAAAGGACCCAGUACGACAAGCGGGCUCGUGAGCAAGCAUUCAACAUCGGUGACAAGGUGUUAAUCGACGUAAGAACGCAAAUGGCAGGCACAAGCAAGAAACUCAUCCCCCGUUUUAUGGGGCCAUACCGCGUCACAAAAAUCAACAACCAACACACCGUGGAAAUUCAAGAAUGCGCGGGAAAACAGACCCAGUUGGUGCACGUAAACAGGAUCAAACCCCUGUAUGAAUCUAUGAUCUGGAAGGAAGAACCUUGCGUAGAUUUCCGAGAGAGCCGUGAUCACCCCAUACCACCGGAGCUCACCAACGAACUUGAAGGACCACCCCCAGCGGAUAAAGAGUACGCUCUGCAGGAAGAACAGGAUCUUAUAGAUCUCGACUCCGGUCCAUCCCCCUUACCAGAAGGAACGAUAACUUCAAACCUCCACAAAGGACCAAACAUAAACCUCUCUUUCACCCCGGAACGACCUUCAUCAAGCGUAGUUGACCAUGUGCCUUUAUUGCCUAGAUUAUUGUUGAUGUCCCUCCUCGCCCUCCUGUUUUUUACCCCCUUGGCUGCAUUUAAUGCCACCGUGUGUAACUGUGAUGGUGCGGCAAAUCUGGGAUUUCUGAAGUUCACGGAGGAAGACUGCUCUUUUGAAGACGCCCCCACUCCACCGGUAUCCAUUACGUACACUAUCUACUCUACACUACCAGAAUUUAAACGCUUUGCUGGCCACACGUGUAGCAUGUGGGUAUCCACCACCACAGUGUACAAGGACUUCAUGCAAUGGAAUCAAGUGUCUUACGGCCGCAACCCCAUCGAAGUGGAUGCAGCAACGUGCCGAAGGAUGAGAGACACACGACAAUGUCGAGGAAAGGCGAUGGAUAUAACAGGGCCCAACUCGUUCACCCUGGAAGGCCACCCAUUCGUGGAAACCAGUUGGCUUCGGACGGCGACAGAAAAGAUGACCAACUGUCGCCUCAAAGAAGUGACCUUACAGAGCGAAUGCCCGAACUGUACUAUCAGCUCUCCACUUGGCGACAUCCCUGGAGCAAUAAACGGCUCUUUCAAACACAACCUCGUGACCCUCGUCUGGGACGAUUCCUGGAAGGAAGCGAAGCCCUGCGAGUUAAGGGUUAUCGAAAAGGGAAUGGGCGUCAAGCACUCAACCGAAAACGACACUACCUUCCGUAUUCGGGACCCAAUUAAGCAGCUGGAUUUUAUAUAUUCAAUGAUAAACAGUUCCGUCUGUGGAGGAGGAAACCUCACUGCCUACCAUCCGGUUCUAGGAAUGGACAGAGUCGUCAUCGUGGUUCGGGAAGCGGCCAAGGGAACCGAUCUCGUCGAGAUGAGGCCCAAUAACGCGGACGCCAGAGCCAGAAGGGCGCUGUCCGAACUGACACGGGCGGAGAUCGAAUACGCCAGUCAUACACAAUACAUCAGAGACUUCACAAUGGAUAUUUCAAACCACCUGGCCCAAGAAAUUCGUAACCUGCAAUGCAAAAGCCGGAAAACCGCCUACCAUGCCGCUACGACGACUGCACAAUACGACGGAUGGUUAGCCGCUAAGCAUCUGGACCUUCCAUUAUGCACCAAGCUACUGGCGGUCGGGGCAUCCGUGUCCGUUUUGCAGUGUUUUUCCAGCAACGUCACCUUUGGGACGGUUUUCACGCCAUGUGGAGCCCAACCUCGGUGGGGCAACCAGACCAUCAACGUGGAAGGUUGGGAGCUCACGAAGUACUCCGAUUGCUACUGGCACGCAAACUUCGUCAACUUCAACGGCAAAGCCCACACCUUCAAGAACAACACCUGGAUGCCAAUCAACCCCAACCUAGAGAUACAAGGCCACCGUUUUAUCGACACUAUGCCCCUGGAGGUCGAUAACUCGUUGUGCAUGAUACUGCAGUUGCACCCAACAAUAACGUCGCAUCCCCUAAGUGCUUCAACCAUCAUGGCCAACAUCCUGGCGUACAUACAGAUGGGCUAUGGCACAGAAAUGUCGGGCGAACGACACGUCAACACAGUCCUCGUCCACCCCGGACAAGCACAAUACAUCUCCUUCAUGGCAAGGAUCGGAUACUGGCUUUGGAACUUCGGCAUCAUUUCGGGAGUAGGAGUAUCCAUUGCUCUGGCUUUCCGAUUCUGCGGACUCGGUUCCCUCCUGGGUCUUUACAUCCCUUGCUGUCGGCUCGAACCCUCCCCCCUUACAUCCACGGAUGAUCGGGAAGACCAGAAAGGUGGACAAGCGGCCUGGAUCCCCAACCAGGACGAAGAAGACAUCCUCUACUGCGCAGACUACUCGUCUGACAUGGAGGAAUUCCAAUACGUAGCGGCUUGCCCAGACGACGAAGAGGACAUCCUGUAUUGCGCGGACAACCCCGACGACGACGAGGUUAUGUACGACGCAGACGUCCCUGAUGACAUCGACGACGUCUCCCUACUUUCGGUAGAUGACCCCUAG